UUCGUUCAUUCGUUCAUUCGUUCAUUCGUUCAUUCGUUCAUUUGUUCAUUCGUUCAUUCGUUUGCUCGCGGAUCGCUUGCACAGCAACAAGAUCACUCGAGACGGAAGCGUGGCCCUCUGUCGGGCACUCUACGGCCAUCCCUCAAUCCGCACCCUCAAGCUGAGCUGCAACUGCAUACAGAACGAGGGCGCCGAGGCAGUGUCGAACAUGCUCUUGAACAACACCUGCCUUGUCAAUCUGUAUCUUGAUCACAACGCCAUCAAUGGCAAGGGAUUGGUGCUCCUCGCUGAGGGUUUGGCCCGCAAUACAACGCUGCAGUUUCUGACGCUGUGGGGGAACGAGUGGAGUACCGAAGCAUGCGAUGCAUUCGCACGUCUUGUUGGUGGUUCUGUAUCGAACUGCUGUAUCGGCUCCACGGACAGCAAACCGAUUCCGGGCCAGAAGCAACUGCUGGAAAAGAUCGGCUCUGCUUUUGGAAACCGUGUUGGCAUCUUCCGGGCUGUCCAGCCGCGAGCGAGAGCCAACAACCGGGUGGGAGCCCUGACCCUUGGCUCAACUGAGUCGCGGGGCACAAGUGCGGUAUCGUCACUGUCGUCCCGCUCGAAUGCUGGGUCUCGAGCCGCCCAGCCCGAAACCGCCAAGGGCGAGGAUGUCGAACAGCCAGCGGACACGCGGCCGCCCCGGUUCAAGGACGGACAGAUCGAUGUUGUGUUCUAUGGGAUCGAGGGGGUCACUUUUGCGGCGCACUAUCCGAUCCCGGACGUUGUCUGAACCGGGAUACUCCAAUACAAGUCAAGGACACCCACCCCAAGACACGAUGCUCGUGUUGCGCUGGGAUUGAUGCACCACGGUGUAGCGACGGAUGGGGGACUGCUCAACACCAAGGGAGAACAUGACGCAAAGACGCACUCGAUGUGGAUGGAAUGAUGCCCAAAGAAACCCCUUCCACCCACUGGACUGUUGUCGGCCGGGUGGGUGGUA
Molecule: messenger RNA, 982 nt
Organism: Polychytrium aggregatum
Lineage: Eukaryota; Fungi; Chytridiomycota; Chytridiomycetes; Polychytriales
Exons: 3
Coding region: 209-772 (187 amino acids)
Source: RefSeq, a predicted model, not a curated record